Messenger RNA from Penicillium samsonianum, 1029 nucleotides. RefSeq names its product cupin domain-containing protein. The record is from RefSeq and is a predicted model, not a curated record. The coding region runs from base 1 to 1029 and encodes 342 amino acids. The transcript is spliced from 3 exons. Gene Ontology annotation, molecular function: dioxygenase activity. NCBI's taxonomy places the organism in Eukaryota, Fungi, Ascomycota, Eurotiomycetes, Eurotiales, Aspergillaceae.
AUGGCCGCUGAAACAGAGACUGCCUCCAAGGUCGUAGCCUCAAAGAAUGUGGAGGCUAGGGACCAGGAGAUACAUACAUCUGAUGAUCUGGCUCUGGCAUUGGAGAAGCUCCAGACCAAGCCUCUCUGGACGCAGAUGGCGAAGCUCAACCCACCUCUUCCGAACCCCAGCUGCGUGCCACACAUCUGGCGCUAUGACCAGAUCCGGCCCAGUCUGUUGAAAGCCGGCGAGCUGGUUAGUGAGAGCCAAGCCGAGCGGGGAGUGUUGAUGUUGGUGAACCCGGCUCGAGAAGCCCCUUACACAACCGACACUAUAUACGCAGGCCUGCAACUGGUAAUGCCCAACGAGGUUGCACAAGCGCAUCGACACACGGCAUUCGCCAUGCGAUUCAUCAUUGAAGGCCAGGGCGGCUUUACCGCGGUACAUGGGCAGCGCAUCAGUAUGCAGCGUGGCGAUGUGAUUUUGACUCCGCGGUGGAACUGGCAUGACCACGGAAAGGAUGGCUCAGGUCCUAUGAUCUGGCUGGAUGGACUCGAUCUGCCUAAUUUUCGGCAUUUCCCCGUCCACUUUGUCGAGCAUUAUCACCACCCUCGGUAUCCGGCCGAUGAUGUAGACUCUAACACGUCGCCCAUUGUCUUCCCCUGGGCGAAGAUGAAGCAGGCCCUUGACGACACUCCAGGCGAUUGGGCAUCGGAGGACUACUUGAAGAAUGAUGGUCGACCAGUCUCCAAAGUCCUGGGAGGGUCCGCUGAGCGACUCGGAGUUGGGCAGAUGUCGCCAGGCAUCCAAGAAACGGCCUCUUCGGUCUACCAUGUUGUGUCCGGAAAGGGUUAUUCCAUUAUUGGGGAUAGUCGCAUUACCUGGGGGCCUGGAGACACCUUCUGCAUUCCCUCUUGGCACCGAUACCAGCAUUUUGCGGAUGCUGUAGAGGAUGUCUACCUGUAUCGCUUCCAUGACAAGCCAAUGCUGGACGCUCUGGGAUUCUACCGCGUGGAGGGUGUUGAUAUCGAACCUCUGGUGUCUGGUUAA